AUGGCACAAGCUCGUGUUGCGGUCAAAGAAGGCGCAGAGCAGCAGCCGUCUCACGCAGCAAUCGACAAUGGCAAUCCUGCGAACCUCAAGCCAAAGUACCUCGUUCUUGAUGAUAUCAACAUUGACCUCAUCACCGUCGGCGUCACUACCUGCACGCUUAUCUCCAUCUUCGCUUUCCAUUUUCCAACGGUAAUAUAUUCUUGUCCUGCUCUCAUAACCGGAGCGUCGAGCGGUAUCGGCGCAGAACUGAGCUACAUAUUUGCUGAACGUGGCCACGAUCUGAUCUUGGUCGGAAGGAACGAGGAUCAACUGGACGCCGUCAAGAGCAAUGUAGAGAAGAAGUACAGAAAGACCGCGUAUACCAUCGCGUCGGAUCUGUCUCUCCCGGGCGCGGCGAUGUAG
This is a messenger RNA of Coniosporium apollinis CBS 100218, 402 nucleotides long. RefSeq lists its product as uncharacterized. The transcript has 2 exons. Lineage: Eukaryota; Fungi; Ascomycota; Dothideomycetes. The coding region runs from base 1 to 402 and encodes 133 amino acids. The record is from RefSeq and is a predicted model, not a curated record. Gene Ontology annotation, molecular function: oxidoreductase activity. Gene Ontology annotation, cellular component: cytosol.